CCCAGCGUGCGCUGGAAGCACUCUGCUGAAGAGCCAGGGGCAAUCGCGUAAUUUAAAAAAAUGAAUAUACCCUUCUGGGGAAACUAGAAGUUCCAAAACCUAGAUUUCGCGGUUUCCCUCUAAAUUCAUGGCGCUUCCAUAUCUUUUGCUAGGGUUUUAUAUUUGAAUUGACAGGGAUUCGCAGUGACACACGACUUCCCUCUCUCCUCCUCUUUCUCGAAUCGUCUUCGAUCUUCCCUUUUUUUUCUUAACCUCGUUCGAGUUUUCAUUCAGUUUCUCCCAGUUUCUAUCUGACAUUUGGUUUUCUCGGCAAGUUUGUGUGGAAAUGGCGGUAAAUCUGACGGAGGGAGGGAUUGAGAUACUGGCUAAUCAGGAUGCGCAGGCGACGGAUGUGAAGCCGGUGCUGCAGGUGGCGGACAUCAGGCUGGUGAACACGCAGCAGCCAAGCACCAAAGAGCGAUACAGGUUGUUACUCUCCGACGGGAAUCAUCUGAUGCAGGGAAUGCUUACCACGGAGAAGAACGAGUUGGUGAAGGCAGGAAAGUUGCAGAAGGGUUCUGUUGUUCAGUUGACACAGUUCGUCUGCAAUGUCAUACAAAGCCGGAGGAUUGUCAUUAUAAUUGAUUUGGAUCUUAUACUGGAAAAGUGUGAGACUAUUGGAGAACCAAAACAAUAUGGACCAGGUGGCACUUCUGGUGGUCCUGUCGCAGCUUCAAGAUCUUCUGCACCAUUGCAGCCUUCCAUGGAUCAGUCAGGGCCAUCUGGGAAUCCUCAAUCAUUAAAUGGUCAUCCACAAUUUAAUAAAAUGAAUGUAGGUGGAGGUGUUCCUAUACAACACUCUACAAUGGACCACAUUGGAGCUUCUCCUGUUUAUGGUGGGUCUUUUGCUGGCAAUUCAGACUCAGGACGAUAUGUUGCAACACAUGCAUCAACUUUGCACCCAAAGAUGGAGUCAGGUGCUGGGAUUCCUCGGUCAUAUGGUGAUCAGAAUAUUGGUUUUCGUAACCCUAAGCCAGAAGCUUCACAGGGUGUUGGUACUUAUGCUCGAAUGCCUCGGCCAACAUACCAGCAGCCACCUCCAAUGUACACAAAUAGAGGACCUGUAGCUAAGAAUGAAGCUCCCCCCAGGAUAAUUCCAAUUGCUGCCUUGAAUCCUUACCAGGGCAGGUGGACAAUUAAGGCAAGAGUAACUGCAAAAGGGGAGCUGAGGCACUACAAUAAUCCUCGAGGAGAUGGUAAAGUAUUUUCAUUUGAUCUUCUUGAUUCUGAUGGUGGGGAAAUUCGGGUAACCUGCUUCAAUGUUGUCGCUGACCAGUUCUACAACCAGAUCGAGGCUGGUAAAGUGUACUUGAUUUCCAAGGGAAGUCUGAAACCUGCUCAGAAGAAUUUUAACCAUCUUUCUAAUGAGUAUGAAAUACACUUGGAGGCAACUUCAACAGUGCAGCCUUGCUAUGAGGAUGACAGCUUAAUUCCACGGCAGCAAUUUCAUUUUCGCCCCAUCAGUGAUGUUGAGGGCAUGGCAAACAAUAAUGUUGUGGAUGUGAUUGGUGUCGUGUCUUCAAUCAGUCCCUCAGCUACAAUAAUGAGGAAAAAUGGUACUGAAACUCAGAAGAGAUCCCUCCAAUUGAAGGACAUGUCUGGCCGAAGUGUUGAAUUAACUCUGUGGGGAAGUUUUUGUGAUGCAGAAGGGCAAAGAAUGCAAAAUAUGUGCGAUUCUGGAGUUUUUCCUGUCUUGGCAGUGAAGUCUGGCCGAGUUAAUGAUUUUAAUGGAAAGGCUGUAGGCACUAUUUCUACGAGCCAGCUGUUCAUAGAACCAGACUUUCCAGAGGCUCAUAAGCUGAGGGAAUGGUUUAACAGUGAAGGGUGUAACACCCCUACUGUCUCGAUUUCCAGGGAAUUUGUGAGUACGGGCAGGACAGAUGCUCGAAAGACCCUAUCUCAAAUCAAAGAUGAGAAGCUAGGAACUUCAGAGAAGCCAGAUUGGAUCACAGUUAGUGCAACUAUUACAUUUGUAAAGACUGAAAAUUUUUGCUAUACAGCCUGCCCCAUUAUGAUAGGGGAUCGCCAAUGCAACAAAAAGGUUACAAACAAUGGAGAUGGGAAGUGGCGGUGUGAUAGGUGUGAUCAGUCUGUCGAUGAGUGUGAUUACAGGUACAUUCUCCAGUUCCAGAUAACUGAUCAUACAAGCUGCACCUGGGUAACUGCUUUUCAGGAGAGUGGUGAAGAGAUCAUGGGUAUAUCUGCAAAAGAUUUGUAUCAUUUGAAAUGUGAAGAACAAGAUGAUGAGAUUGCAGAAAUCAUGAAUAGGGUUCGUUUUUCUCAAUAUAUAUUUAAAUUGAAAGUGAAGGAAGAGGUAUUCAGUGAUGAACAACGAGUGAAGUCGACAGUGGUUAAAGCAGAGAAAAUAAAUUUCAUAUCUGAGCCCAGAUUUCUUUUGGAUUUGAUGGAUAAGCUUAAAGGAGAGGACUCUGGUUCUUUAGCCGCAAAGGAAGGAAUUGCAAUUCCAGCCUCUGGCAUAAGCAAUGCUGGCUUUGGGAACGUUGGAAUCAGACAAAGUGGAUCUCCUACUGUGAACUACAUUGGAAACAGCAGCAGUGUGCGUAGGGAAAUGGUGAUACCAGCAAACCAAGUGGGUCAGCAUGGAAAUCAGUAUUGUAGUUCUAGACUUCCUGCAUCUAGUUCUGCUGGUGUGUAUGUUAGCUGUAACAGCUGUGGUGGCACAGGACAUAGCUCUUCAAACUGCCCAAGUGUAAUGAAUGGUCUUGGACAUUCAACAGCAGGGGACUACGGCAGUAGGAUGUCUUCUGGUGCAGGUGGAGGUGCAGGUGGUGCGUCUGGUGAGUGCUUCAAAUGCCAUCAGUUUGGGCAUUGGGCUAGAGACUGCCCAGGGUUGAUGAAUGCUCCUCCAGUUUAUGGAAGCAGUGGUGCUAACACAGGGAGAUAUGGGGGCGUUUCAAAGCAACAAGUAGGUGGAUUUUGAGUAAAAACAAUGUUUUUGUGAAUAUCAUGGGCCAGGUGAUGAGUUAGGCUAGCGAAGAAUGCCUUUCAUGGGUAGUUGGGUUUCUUCUGUAUCAGAGGGUUGUAAACAGUUUCUUGCAGAUGACAUGGCCUGUGUCAUGGAGCCAAACUUUUGCUAAAUGAUGUGCAAGCAAUUGUGCACGAGUGUUUUAUGGAUUCCAGUUUAGUGUAGUCCUGAACGAACUGGGGUUGGGUAUGGUACUCAAAUGCCUUCCUCGUUCCUGUAAUAUAUGCGUCUCUGGUUUUGGUGUUAAAUUUUUUUAUUUGAUUUAAAUAUUGCCAUACCUGAGGCUUUCCAUUCAGAAUAUUUUAUUCACUUAUUUGUCCUUCA
Malania oleifera is the source of this 3349-nucleotide messenger RNA. Its product is annotated as replication protein A 70 kDa DNA-binding subunit A-like. NCBI's taxonomy places the organism in Eukaryota, Viridiplantae, Streptophyta, Magnoliopsida, Santalales, Ximeniaceae. The transcript is spliced from 2 exons. Gene Ontology annotation, biological process: double-strand break repair via homologous recombination; DNA replication; meiotic cell cycle. The record is from RefSeq and is a predicted model, not a curated record. Gene Ontology annotation, molecular function: zinc ion binding; damaged DNA binding; single-stranded telomeric DNA binding. The coding region runs from base 326 to 2980 and encodes 884 amino acids. Gene Ontology annotation, cellular component: DNA replication factor A complex; nucleus.